CGAAGAAGAACUGUUCAGCUGCCGCCGGUCUGUUAGAUCAGCUGAUCACCUCAUAGCAAGGACCAAAACAGCUAACGCUAGCUUAACCUAGAUGGUGGCGAAAAGUUAUGACAGGACAUGACUGUGUGACACGGUAGGAUAUUAAUCAGAAGUCCCUUUCAGCAGUACCCUUUUGGUCGUCUAGGACAAUAAUUCCGUGAGUGUUUUGGAGACACAGCUCUGCUUCGUCUAGCUAGUGCGUCAGUGGCAGAAGCUAACAGGCUAACUCACCUAAACGUGCAGGUACCGUCAGCGAGUUAUUAUUAGCCGCAUUGACCGAAUAUCAAACAGUGGCUUUUAUGACAUACAGACUGCAUGAAUCAGAUCGUGGCUUUGGUGAGGAAUUGAGAGCUUCUGGCCACCAACCAGAUUGAAAGCUUUAACUGAAGACUAACUAUGCCUUACCUCUAAGAAUGGGAGGAAGUGGAUCCAAAGCCAAAGGAGUCUGGCCUUUCUCAGGCAGUGGAGCUGGAGGUGAUUCAGCCACCGAUGGGAACGAGCAGUCUUUGGCCCGUCUCAAAGGUUCAAGAAAUGCAACACCAUUUGUUUUUACCAGGAGGAGUUCUUUAUACUACGAUGAGGACGGUGACCUUGCCCAUGAAUUCUAUGAGGAGACGGUGGUGACAAAAAAUGGUAGAAAAAAAUCCAAGUUGAAGAGGAUCCAGAAAAAUUUGAUUCCACAGGGAAUCAUAAAGCUCGACCACCCCUGUAUACAUGUAGAUUUCCCCAUCGUCCUCUGUGAGGUGUGAACCAUUGCACAGGGCUGAUCUACUAUGAGGUGCAGCCACAGGUACUCAUUUCAGAGCAAAGUCUUUUUCCAACCAGGAUCGAGACUGAAACUGUGGUCUGGAGAGAAAGAGGAAAAUUCAAACUGUCAUAUUCAAUUGAUAUAUUGAAUGAAAUGUUAUACAUUUGAAUUCAGCUAUGGUCAGAGUGUCCUCUUUACUAAAAUCCAUAUUUUGAUAUUCACAAAAGUAGUGAUGGUACAGGUUGUGUUUCCACUACCCAGCUGAUAUGUAAGCAGUUUUAGAGAAUACAUCAAAUUAAGUUGUAUUUCUCUUGUGAGUUUUUUGCAGGGAAAAACAUCCUUGAUGUGAAAAGGCUGGAACGGUUUAUGCCUUCCAUGAGACAUAGAGUGUUAGACUCUGUAUGUAUCUUUGUAUGUGUACAUGUGUGCACUUAGGUUUGUUUGAGUGAAUGUGUGAAAGCGGGAUGGAAGAUGUAAUUACAGGGUAGGAAAAUGAAGGAUUGUGAAAUUUAUUGUAUAUAUGGUCACGUUCUGUAUUGUCAUGUCUGAGUGUGUCUCAGUUACCGGAGCUCAGACCUGCACUAGUGAACAUAAUGUACUGUAAAUAAUUUCAGAUUUCUUAGUUGGAAAUACUUGAAUAAAUGGUUUA
Seriola dumerili (greater amberjack) is the source of this 1436-nucleotide messenger RNA. It is a transcript of the gene tusc2a, whose product is annotated as tumor suppressor candidate 2. The transcript has 4 exons. Gene Ontology annotation, biological process: inflammatory response; regulation of mitochondrial membrane potential. The coding region runs from base 453 to 788 and encodes 111 amino acids. The record is from RefSeq and is a predicted model, not a curated record. Lineage: Eukaryota; Metazoa; Chordata; Actinopteri; Carangiformes; Carangidae. Gene Ontology annotation, cellular component: mitochondrion.